GGAGAAGGCGGGUGAAUGCAUGGUUAGGUUCUCAAUAGCGAACACAAAGUACCUCUCGAAGAAGCAUCAAUGUCUCUCUCUGCUAAACUCGUGUUGUUCCAUCAAACAACUCUAUCAAAUCCAAUCACAGAUUCACCUCUUUGGUCUCUACAAAGACACUUACUUGCUCUCAGAACUCGUUUACCUCUGUUCCCUCUCUCUCUUCAAGAACCUCUGCCACGCUCGCGCGCUCGUUUACCACUCCUCCAACCCAUCACCCAUUUCGUGGAACAUUCUCAUCAGGGGUUACGCCACAACCGAUUCUCCCAUUGAAGCCUUCUGGGUAUUUCGGAAAAUGCGAGAAGGAGGCGCUAUGCCCAACAAACUCACCUUCCCUUUUCUCCUCAAAUGUUGUGCUAUGGCUUCUGCACUUGGUGAAGGCAUGCAGGUGCAUGCUGAUGCUGUUAAGUGGGGUUUGGAUUCUGAUGUUUAUGUUGGUAACAAUUUGAUCAACUUCUAUGGCGGUUGCAAGAAAAUUCUGUAUGCAAAGAAGAAGUUUGAUGAAAUGCCUGAAAGAAGUAUUGUUUCUUGGAAUUCUGUUAUGACUGCUUGUGUUGAAAAUGUUUGGUUGCGGGAUGGGAUUGAGUAUUUUUUGAGGAUGAGAGGUUGUGGGUUUGAGCCUGAUGAGACUACUAUGGUGUUGUUGCUCUCUGUUUGUGCAGAGUUGGGGUACUUGACCCUGGGAAAUUGGGUUCAUUCUCAAUUGGUUUUGAGAGGGAUGGUUCUGAAUUGUCAAUUGGGUACUGCUCUUGUUGACAUGUAUGCAAAGUCUGGAGCUUUGGGUUAUGCCACGCUUGUGUUUAAGAGAAUGGAAGAGAGGAAUGUGUGGACAUGGAGUGCAAUGAUAUUGGGGUUAGCCCAACAUGGGUUUGCUGAGGAAGCCCUUGCAGUGUUUUCCAUGAUGAAUGAUGACCAUGAUAUAUGCCCCAAUUAUGUAACCUAUCUAGGGGUUUUAUGUGCUUGCAGCCAUGCUGGACUGGUUGAUGAGGGUUACCAGUAUUUACAUGAUAUGGAAUGUGUCCAUGGAAUCAAACCCAUGAUGAUGCAUUAUGGAGCCAUGGUUGAUAUCUUGGGCCGUGCUGGCCUUCUUAGAGAAGCAUAUGACUACAUACAGAGCAUACCUAUUGAGCCUGAUCCAGUUGUGUGGAGGACACUGCUCAGUGCAUGCACUGUUCAUGAUGUUCAUGACCAUACAGGGAUAGGGGAAAGAGUAAGGAAGAGGUUGCUUCAGAUGGAGCCAAGGAGGGGAGGGAAUUUGGUUAUUGUUGCUAACAUGUAUGCUGAAGUAGGGAUGUGGGAAGAAGCGGCAAAUGUGAGGCGAGUGAUGAGAGAUGGAGGGAUGAAGAAGAUGGCUGGAGAGAGUUGUGUUGAUUUAGGUGGCUCAAUGUAUAGGUUCUUUGCGGGGUAUGAUUCUCGCCCUGAUUUGAUGCCUGUCUAUCAUCUGCUUGAUGGAUUGAAGCUUCACUUGAAGAUGGUUAACUGAUAGUUGUAGUUGCUUUCAAAUUUCAAAUGAAUUCUACUCGGUGCUGAAUUUAUUUUUACAUAAUUUCUAGGAUGUUAGCACACACCAGGAUCUGACAUUAGUUCAUUGUCAAACACUCCGUCUUCUUGUUGCAAAAUUAGUUCAGUUUUCAUGUUAAGUCUCUAAAACAGUGAAUACUGAGAAAAAACUAAGCCAUUCUUAGACGCAUAUCAAGCAGCAUACUUGAUAAGAAUGUAAUUUGCAAUUCCGAAUCAUUGUAAAGAGCUUGUGAUGGACCGCACAGGCAAGAAGCUUGGCACGUUUUCCUUUAUUUUGAAUUCGGUUCAACAUAAUUGCGGUUCUCUAAUGCUCCUUCUGGGCCGUUCAAUUGGGCUGCCUCGUAACGAUUUGGGUUGCUAAUUGGGCUCACAGUAGUGUUGACCAAAAAACAAUUGGGCUGACAAAAGCUUUCUACGUUUUUCCCCUUACUAAUUUUUUCCAUUAUCCAUUGUGGGCUGAAGGCAGUGUCAUAUGUCAACUUUCCUUAGGUAGAGAAGUAUUUUAGUUUAUAAUAUGAAAUAUUAAGGCAUAUCACAAAUA
This is a messenger RNA of Abrus precatorius (Indian licorice), 2101 nucleotides long. RefSeq names its product pentatricopeptide repeat-containing protein At2g36730. The transcript has a single exon. Gene Ontology annotation, molecular function: RNA binding; protein binding. Gene Ontology annotation, biological process: RNA modification. NCBI's taxonomy places the organism in Eukaryota, Viridiplantae, Streptophyta, Magnoliopsida, Fabales, Fabaceae. The record is from RefSeq and is a predicted model, not a curated record. Bases 20 to 1522 code for a protein of 500 amino acids.